AUGAUUCGUCUCCUCAAUAUUCUUUCCUCGGAUCACUUUGCGGAGAAACUUGCUUCGUCGGACGAUACAGCGACCCGUGACCAAAUCGAUGCCGGGGAAGUGAACCAAAAAACCGCGUUCUGGAAGGAAGUAGGUGUUGUGUAUCGCACCAAUACGACUGACUUCAAUGAACUUUUCGCUGAAGCAGCAAAUGACCCUCGCUACGGAUGUAUUAAUCCUUCGGUGACUGUAGAGCUCAACACAGCAAAGCUCUACGACAUGUGGAAAUCGGUGAACGGCAAGUUUGUGAAGGCGUUAGCUAGAUUCAAUGUGUCCGGACAAAGCUCCAACGAGUUCAACGAUUUUUGCAACGCGAAUUUAGAGGUCCUCUAUCUUCGAGUGUGCACGGGGGCGAAACCAGAGCUGAUGGAUUUUGUCAGUGGUGGCAAGCACGAAGGAGACGAAAUCGACUCGCUCACAAACCUGUUGCUCAGAUAA
This is a messenger RNA of Phytophthora nicotianae INRA-310, 477 nucleotides long. RefSeq lists its product as hypothetical. The coding region runs from base 1 to 477 and encodes 158 amino acids. NCBI's taxonomy places the organism in Eukaryota, Oomycota, Peronosporomycetes, Peronosporales, Peronosporaceae. The transcript has a single exon. The record is from RefSeq and is a predicted model, not a curated record.